Molecule: messenger RNA, 957 nt
Organism: Colletotrichum lupini
Lineage: Eukaryota; Fungi; Ascomycota; Sordariomycetes; Glomerellales; Glomerellaceae
Exons: 6
Coding region: 1-957 (318 amino acids)
Source: RefSeq, a predicted model, not a curated record
AUGCGCCAGGGUUUUCUAGGCACGUUUUGCGAUAGCAUCUGGCGCAGCGAGUGGUUCAAGCAAUUAGCUCUGCAGCCUGCAGUUCUCCAGGUCGCGGAAACCUGGCGGCACAGCGCGGCAGAAGACAAUGAGACCGCUGUGGAGACGCUACACUGGGUCUCUAAACGCCAUGGUCCAGUGGACUCGGGACGGAGACGGAGGGGAGGCAUCAUGGCAGUGACGUACUGGGAUGGGACGUGCGCUCGCUUUCGAUUUCCGGUUAUUCACCACUCGGCUACUCUAUCAAGUUAUCCAACUAUACAUUCAGAGUCCCAAAAUUCUGCCGAGAUGAUUCUUCAUGGAUCCGAGGUUCUCCAGCGCCUACAAGAUUGUCGAUAUUGUAUAUGUCCAAAGAGACGCCUUUCACGACAAGAAUAUGAUGGAUCUGGCUGGGACUUCUGGCCAUUAAAGGGAUAUUUGAUGCGAAAACCAGUUGCUAGAUUUCUCAAUGUGCCGAAGGAAGAGACUGAGGUGUCGGGCCGCACACCGAAUCGGCAAAUCACCCUAAGAAAGACGAGGGCGAUUUCCCGACCAUGGCAUACACCACCCGCACCCGUCGGGCCCAAAUCACUUUGCGGCGUUAGGACCAUUUACCGGCACUGUUCUGUGUCCAUGAUAGUACGAUUCUGUGAAAAGUAUGAGAAGAAGACCAAGACCAGAAUCAAGAUUGCCGUUUCGGAACCGCACCGCUCGACUCCUUGGAUUCCAAAACUCCAUGGACUAGCAAGACUAGGAGCACGACGGGAGAGCACGACGGGAGAGCAUUCGGCUUAUGUCCAGCUAAAAACCGAGACACCGCAGCUCGGCGAAGUGGGGGCUGAGAGAGACCGGCACCGGUGCCCGAAAGAGUUUGUGUUUUCAUCAGGGUGGCAUUUUGUCUCAUCGAGAGGGGGGCACAGCGUCCGAGUUACCAGUUGA